AGUUCCGUAGGAGAAGGUCGGAUUUGUUUGCACUUCAAAUGACGCGCCGCCAAGUGUAAUGUAAAGUGAAACACAGCCCAAUGGAGCGAUAGGGUGAGGCGGUUUUAGUUUGUGUGAAGAAGUGAUCAUGUUGGCAUCAUUGCAUUUUUCUGAAAUCAGGAAGAUAAGAAAGAAGCUCCGGCAGAUAGAAGCUCUGGAGGUUUUGCACCGCGAGCUGAACAGCGAGGAAGCGGAAAAACUAACUCAUAAAGCACAUCUCCGUGCCCAGUUGGCUGAGCUGCUGGCACAGCAACAAAGAAUUGUUGACAAAGAACCAUCCAAGGAAGAACAAACAGAGCAACUCGGUUUUCAGGAGAAACAAUCCGAAGACACCACUCAGGAGCCAAUGAAGAGAAUAUACAAUGACAGCAGCUCUGGUACGUCAGAAGAUAAGACUUCUUCCCCAGAGUCUAGACUCGCCCAAGACCUGCCAGCAAAACAGGCAAAAUUGAAUUAUUCAUGUGAAAAGCAAAGCUCAACAAGUUCAUUUAAGCCAAAAGAUGGACCAUCUGAUUUUGGAUUUGCCUCUCUCAAAAGGGCCUGGGAAGCAACACAGUUUCGUAUGAGGCUAUUGAAAGGUCACAAUGACAUUAUUACCUGUGUUGGUGUUUCAGAUAAUUAUGUGAUCUCUGGAAGCCGUGACACAACUCUAAAAGUAUGGCAUGUGCCCACUAUGUCAGAAGAGAAAAAUUUAGGGGGACAUACUGGAGGGGUUACCUGCCUUACAGUUUUACCCAAGGAUUAUUGCAGAAUACUAGCAAACUCCCUAGAUAUGAACUCAACAGAGAAAUUUGUGGUUAGUGGUUCAGUAGACUGUUCACUGCUCGUCUGGGCUUUAAGCACAGGUCAUUCUGUACAAAGUAUAUACACUUUCAGUGCUGUUUCAGCUCUGUGUUUCCUGCCUCACAAGGAAAUGAUUGCAAGUGGCUCAGAUGGAGGAAAAAUUGAUGUCUGGGAUUUGAUAUCUAAAGACCACAUACAGUCCUUAAGAGCACAUGAUGAUUUAGUAUCUACCCUGCAGCCACAUGGUCCUUUGCUGUUUACUGGAUCAUGGGAUGGUUCAGUGAAGGUGUGGGAGUGUGAGGGAGAAUCUGCAAGAAGUAUUCCCUUGAGACACUUAAGGACCUGUGACAUAUUCGGUCAUCUGGUUUCUGUUCGUAGUCUUAGUGCCCGGGGGGAGAUUGUCUAUGUGGGUACAAAUCGGGCUAGCAUUCAGGUUCUACAAUGGAAAACAGGUGCUAUCUCCAAGCUAACUAAUCACAGUACAGAGUCAGGAGUCACUGACUGUGUAUGCCAAACUAGAGAUGGCCUACUGCUAUCUAGUGGUUUUGAUCUGGAUACUGGUUCAAGCUUUCUGAAUCUUCGUAGUCUUCCUGAUGACAGUUACUUGGCAACACUGUGUUGGCCUACCGCCUCCAGAAUCCUUUGUGUUGCAACAUGGCUCACUUCUAGUGGGGGACACCGCUGGAUAACUGGAGGCGAGGAACUAAUUGUGUGGGAGCAGCUUCCUGCCAAUACCAAGGACAAGUCAGAUGUAACUGUGACUAGAAUGUCUUCAUUGGAUCACAAGCCUGUGGAUACAGGUUCUGAGGGGGAAACUGAAUUAUCCAAUGAUGAGGAAGAUGUAGAAGAAGAAGAGGAUAACUUCCAGGUUGAACAAGAUGGUUCCAGAAGUUACUGUAUUUUAUUGUGAAGAAUAUAAUGAAGACUUUUGAACAUUUUAGCCACUAUGUAUUAACUAACCAGUUACACUGUGAAUAGCAUAAUACUAUACCCAGAUAUAUAUGCUGUAAGUUUUAACUUUUAAAUAAAACAUUGUUACAGAGGCUGACUCAGAAACGGAGAAAUAUCUGUAAGUACUGAACAGACAUGCAACCAGUUUUAGCUAUAUUAAUCAUUUUUGACCUUAAACAGAAUAUUGAUAAGCUUCAGCAAGCUCCAUAAUUCUUCUUGACAUUGCAGAAUGAUAUAUUUUUUGCAUUGUUUUCACUAGUUUGACACAUUAGUAGAACACACUUAAGUGUUCAAAAAGUACAUUGCAUGUCCCAUCAUCUUGUCAUUUGUAGAUGAUUUGGUAUUCUAACUCAAUAAAAUCACUGUUUUACAGUU
Polypterus senegalus (gray bichir) is the source of this 2148-nucleotide messenger RNA. RefSeq lists its product as uncharacterized. The record is from RefSeq and is a predicted model, not a curated record. NCBI's taxonomy places the organism in Eukaryota, Metazoa, Chordata, Cladistia, Polypteriformes, Polypteridae. Gene Ontology annotation, molecular function: protein binding. The transcript is spliced from 13 exons. Bases 128 to 1732 code for a protein of 534 amino acids.